AUGAUGUCUAGUAGAAACAAUCGACUUUUAGCAAUGGCAACUAGUGGUGUAAACAAUCAAGAUAGGAACACAAUUAACUAUUGUAAAGAAAAAAUACCAAAGAAACCAUCUGUUUGUCGUAAUUUAAAUAAUAGUUUUUUAACUCAAGUCAAUACAUCAAAAACCAAACAAGUUCUGGAAUGGUUGAAUCAAUCAGAAUCUACAAGAAUUUCUGACGAAACUGUUACAAAAAUAUAUAAAACAAUUAAAACAAGCAACGAUACAGAAGGUGUAGAAAAUUUUAAAAAAUAUGGUGAUUGCUUAAAUGAAAAUGCAGUUGAUGUACCCAAGCAAUGUAUUAUGAACGAGACUGAUGAAUCUAUUUGUUACCAAGAAAUUGGUAUAACUGAUGUUUAUGAAAACUUAGACACUGUGGAAAACAUUAUUAACUCAAUUCCAGAAGACCUUUUAGCGUUGGUUCAAAAUGAAGAUCAAUGCUACAGUGAAAUUCACCAUGAAAAUGUAACAAAUACAGAUGGAUUUUAUGAACUGAACUCUGAAAAAGAUCCAAGUGUAAUAUUUGGCACCUCUGAAUCUGGGAGUGAUGAACAUAAUUUAUUGCACACAGAUACUGAGGCAUUAUUUGGUACUCUUGAAUCAACAACGGCGAUAAAUGAAAUUAAUGGUAAUAACAAUGAAUCUAAUUUAAACAAAAGAAAGAAAAAACCUAGCACGAAAGGGUCGCUGUCAUGUCUACUAUGCAAAUUGAUCUCACACCGAGCCGUAACUUUUUGGGGCGGACUUUUGGCUUCCGGCGGUAUGAUGUACAGUUCGUUCGCCAACUCCAUAUCGCACCUGUACAUAAGCUAUGGAGUGAUGGUGGGAUUUGGAGCGGGCUUGUGCUACUCAGCAGGAAUACUGAUCAUCAACGAGUAUUUCGACAAGCACCGAGGACUGGCCAACGGGUUUUCACUGGCAGGCACUGCCAUCGGUGCUCUCGCCAUGCCGCCGUACCUCGAGUUCUUGACCUUUUCAUACGGCUACAGAGGUGGCAUUCUGAUCGUGUCCGGAAUGAUGUUGAACACACUGGCGUGCUCGUUGACCUACAAACCAGCAAUUGUUGAUGGGGACGGGGCAGUUCAACAGGACGAGGUGACCUACACGAGGCCGAUUGCUUCGUCGACGCCAACGCCGACAUCGAUCAACGCGAGAGCAGUCGCGACAACGGCGUUUAAGGCGGCCACGGACCUGUACUACGCGGCCGUGGUUUCGUCACCGUCGCCGCCGCUGUUGAAAUCCCAAACCACGGCGGCGGCGUUGUCUUCAACGGACGACGAAGACAAUGACGACGACGAAGACGAUGAAGACGACGACGAAAAAAGCCUGAAAAACACCCGUUGGUGGCGGUGGCUAAGGUGGCGACACCCGCAGUUCGGCGCCACGCCGGCCGCUGAGUUUCUGGCAGUGUCAGUGGUCCACGCCAUCAGCCACUUGGCGUACGCCACUGCUGCGCCUGCGCGUGCCGCCGCCCUACAACUGGCCGCGGCCGAGGCGGCCGGUCGUUUUCUCGCACCCACAGCUUCAGACCUACUGUCGCCCGGAGGUUCGGCGUCAAUUUACCUGUACGCCGCGGUGGUGGCCGUCGGCGGCACCGUCCUACUGACCGGCGCCGCCACCGCCGAAUCGGAUGCCGACCCGUUCCAGUGGCCACUGCGGUCGGCAGUGCACGCGCAAUGGUCGGCGUCCCUGGUCAUGGCCUUCGGGAUGGCGUCCGGCGCCGCCGUCGGGCUCGAACCGCUGGUUGCGGUCCGAGCGCUUGGCCGCGAACAGCUCGCCGCCUCCUGUUCCGCCACAUUACUCUGCAAAGGCGCCGCCCAACUGGCCGUCGACCUGUUCCUGCGCCAGUCGUUUCCCAGCCGCGGUGGACACUGGCCACCGAUCUCACCAUGCGUGUUUUACACGCUCGGAUCAGUUCUAGUGGCCACCGCCUCCGCUUGGACGGCUGCGUUCCUUGUCAAGCGGCACUACACUUCCAAGACCGGGUGCAACCGGUACGUGAGAACCGCUUGA
Macrosiphum euphorbiae (potato aphid) is the source of this 2049-nucleotide messenger RNA. Lineage: Eukaryota; Metazoa; Arthropoda; Insecta; Hemiptera; Aphididae. The record is from the annotation of a GenBank genome assembly.